CUGUCUGUGUUACUGGUUAUAUGCUGCUCUGUCUGUGUUACUGGUCAUAUGUUGCUCUGUCUGUGUUACUGGUUAUAUGCUGCUCUGUCUGUGUUACUGGUUAUGUUGUUCUGUCUGUGUUACUGGUCAUAUGUUGCACUGUCUGUGCUUAUUAUCUGUCUGUAUUGUUAUUGGAUUUGUUUUUCCCAGGGGCUCUGGUCGAAAAUGAUCCAGCUCGCUAAAACCAUCACCUUUACAGAAAUGUUGAUAAAUGUGUACUGUUCCUGUAAAAAAAUAAAACUUAAGAAUAAUAAUUAAAAGGACUGGGUAAUGUAUAGAAUAUCAAGGUUCAGAGUGUAUAACUGGGUAAUGUACAUGUUGAGGUCCAGAGUGUAUAACUGGGUAAUGUAUAGAAUAUCAAGGUUCAGAGUGUAUAACUGGGUAAUGUACAUGUUGAGGUCCAGAGUGUAUAACUGGGUAAUGUACAUGUUGAGGUCCAGAGUGUAUAACUGGGUAAUGUACAUGUUGAGGUUCAGAGUGUAUAACUGGGUAAUGUACAUGUUGAGACCCAGAGUGUAUAACUGGGUAAUGUACAUGUUGAGGCCCAGAGUGUAUAACUGGGUAAUGUACAUGUUGAGGCCCAGAGUGUAUAACUGGGUAAUGUACAUGUUGAGGCUCAGAGUGUAUAACUGGGUAAUGUAUAGAAUAUCAAGGUACAGAGUGUAUAACUGGGUAAUGUACAUGUUGAGGUCCAGAGUGUAUAACUGGGUAAUGUACAUGUUGAGGCCCAGAGUGUAUAACUGGGUAAUGUAUAGAAUAUCAAGGUCCAGAGUGUAUAACUGGGUAAUGUACAUGUUGAGGUCCAGAGUGUAUAACUGGGUAAUGUACAUGUUGAGGUCCAGAGUGUAUAACUGGGUAAUGUACAUGUUGAGGUCCAGAGUGUAUAACUGGGUAAUGUACAUGUUGAGGUCCAGAGUGUAUAACUGGGUAAUGUACAUGUUGAGGCCCAGAGUGUAUAACUGGGUAAUGUACAUGUUGAGGCCCAGAGUGUAUAACUGGGUAAUGUACAUGUUGAGGUCCAGAGUGUAUAACUGGGUAAUGUACAUGUUGAGGCCCAGAGUGUAUAACUGGGUAAUGUACAUGUUGAGGCCCAGAGUGUAUAACUGGGUAAUGUACAUGUUGAGGUCCAGAGUGUAUAACUGGGUAAUGUACAUGUUGAGGCCCAGAGUGUAUAACUGGGUAAUGUACAUGUUGAGGUCCAGAGUGUAUAACUGGGUAAUGUACAUGUUGAGGCCCAGAGUGUAUAACUGGGUAAUGUAUAGAAUAUCAAGGUCCAGAGUGUAUAACUGGGUAAUGUACAUGUUGAGGUCCAGAGUGUAUAACUGGGUAAUGUACAUGUUGAGGCCCAGAGUGUAUAACUGGGUAAUGUACAUGUUGAGGUCCAGAGUGUAUAACUGGGUAAUGUACAUGUUGAGGCCCAGAGUGUAUAACUGGGUAAUGUAUAGAAUAUCAAGGUCCAGAGUGUAUAACUGGGUAAUGUACAUGUUGAGGUCCAGAGUGUAUAACUGGGUAAUGUACAUGUUGAGGCCCAGAGUGUAUAACUGGGUAAUGUACAUGUUGAGGUGUUAGCAUCUGUCACAUUUCACAGGUGUUAGCAUCUGUCACAUUUCACAGGUGUUAGCAUCUGUCACAUUUCACAGGUGUUAGCAUCUGUCACAUUUCACAGGUGUUAGCAUCUGUCACAUUUCACAGGUGUUAGCAUCUGUCACAUUUCACAAGACGGGGAGACUUUUGGUCCAUAUUCUUGCCUGUAACUUGGAAAGAGAGGGUGGAGCUCUUCGUUCCAGUUCAUUCUAUCUCUUCUCUUAAAGCCACAUGCAGUUGUUGAAAGUGUAUUUUUAAAUCAUCAUCAUUGUACGGCUAAUAAAUCACUGUUUAUUUCAU
Molecule: messenger RNA, 1923 nt
Organism: Oncorhynchus gorbuscha (pink salmon)
Lineage: Eukaryota; Metazoa; Chordata; Actinopteri; Salmoniformes; Salmonidae
Exons: 3
Coding region: 310-1608 (432 amino acids)
Source: RefSeq, a predicted model, not a curated record